AUGCAGCAAGUAUUACAGAAUAUGAGGCAGCAGCCAACGGGGGGAGCAGCAGCAGCAGCAGCAGCAGCAGCAGGAGAGGGGGGGGGCCCCCAGGGCCUCCCGCAGGGUCCUGCUGCUUUCUUAGCGGCGAUGCAGCAAGCAGCAGGUGUUUCUGGGGGCCCCUCUGGGGCCCCCGGUGGGGGCCCCUCGGGCGCCGCGGGUACUGGUGGGGGGGCCCCGGGGGCCCCCGGCACAGCAGCAGCAGCAGCAGCAGCAGCAGCAGCAGGGGGUAACAGUCUCUUUGGCCCCGGGGGCCCCAAUCUAUCCACGAUGGUGCAGCAAGCAGAAGAAAUGAUGAGAUCAAACCCAGAGCUGAUGAUGCAGAUGAUGCAGACUUUUGCGGGGGCCCCCGGGGGGGCCCCCGGGGGGGCCCCUGGGGGUACCGGGGGGGGGGCCCCCGGAGCUGCAGCAAACCCCUUCAGUGCAUUUGGAUCCUUCGAUGGUCUAGGCGGUAUGGGGGCCCCCUUCUCUGUACCUGCAGCUGAUACGAGGCCCCCAGAGGAGAGGUUCGCGCCUCAGCUGCAGUCUCUGAUAGAUAUGGGGUUUAUCGACAGAGACGCCAACAUAGCGGCCCUUCAGGAAGCAGAUGGAGAUGUAAACGCCGCAAUAACUAGGCUGCUAGAGAGAGGUUUAGGAAAUUAG
Messenger RNA from Eimeria mitis, 681 nucleotides. Its product is annotated as ubiquitin, putative. Gene Ontology annotation, cellular component: cytosol. Lineage: Eukaryota; Apicomplexa; Conoidasida; Eucoccidiorida; Eimeriidae. The transcript has 3 exons. Gene Ontology annotation, molecular function: polyubiquitin modification-dependent protein binding. Gene Ontology annotation, biological process: ubiquitin-dependent protein catabolic process. The record is from RefSeq and is a predicted model, not a curated record. The coding region runs from base 1 to 681 and encodes 226 amino acids.